Molecule: messenger RNA, 4689 nt
Organism: Halichondria panicea
Lineage: Eukaryota; Metazoa; Porifera; Demospongiae; Suberitida; Halichondriidae
Exons: 7
Coding region: 141-4520 (1459 amino acids)
Source: RefSeq, a predicted model, not a curated record
CUAUCUAGCCUCGAAUCCAGGCGGAUUAAAAUUUAAUCAGUAUGGUCUCGAGGCUAAUAGAGUAACUUCCAAUGCGCAUGCGCAAUAUAAAUCUUGUUUAUAAAAGUGCAUAGUCAGUGUUGGGUGUCUAAAAAGUCAGGAUGUCAAAACUACCUUUCAAAAAGCGACUAGUAAUUACCUCCAACCAGGAGCUAGAUAAUGAAGCAAGUCUCAACUCUCAAGAAUCCUCUGUUAAGAGUUUGGGAAGCUUUAGACUUCGCUUUAAAAGUGGUGGCACUAACAAAACGAAACCAGGCAGGGACACAGCUACAGCUACUCCAGAUGCAAACCUUCAAGCAGAAAUAUCAAUGGAUACUAUACAUCAGAAUGUACCGGAAUCUUCACAGCCAGAGGCAUCGAUUGAAGUCAUUCCGAAGGCUCGACAAACUGAGAUACUGAGUGAGGAAAGCAUAAAAUUUGGAGACAUAAUUGCAGACCCAACAUCACCAGAUCCUGAAGUCUCUAUCGUAGAUAUUUUUAGAGCUCAGUCUUCUGAGAUUUGCAAACAUGGAUAUCAGGAGAGACUAACCGAAGAAGUGAUUGAUGGCUUGUUCAGCGAACAAAAAUGCACAACUUUGACCAACAGUUUUGAUGAGGAAAAUAAAUCUCUUUUACUUCAAAGUAAUAGCACUCUACUCUCGGAUAACAAGUCAGUUCUACCACAAACUCCAAUACAUCAUCAGGAUGAAAGCUAUAAACAGGAAAAGGAACCUACACAGGCCGACACAGAACAUUCCAAAGAUGACCAGCAAUGGCCAGCUGAGGAAAUGACUCAGGAAGUUGACGUAUUGCAGAAAGGGGUGGAUCUCAUACGUACAGAAAAGCUACAACAAAUGCACACUGGACAAGACACUGUAUCAGUUCCAGGAAAUGUAGCGCAAGAGCUACAGAAAAAAGAUCACAGAGAACCCCUAGAAAUGGGGAAUGAGGAUUAUCACUUGCCAGAGAUUGAAAUCGCAAUCGAGGGAAAUGACGAGCCAAUAGACACAGAGGAACAGUACUCAGAUACUCACGAAAUACACUCUUUAGAAAUGGAACCCGGAGUUGUUGAAGUGCACGAGAAAGGCCACCAUUUAAACAACAGUAAUCUGCACACAUUACCUCUUUCAGAUGAAUCCACAGAGGACACACCCAAACGUAUAGAGGAUUCGUUUCAUUUUCUUUCCCCAGAGGAUGAGCCAGUAUUGAGUCCUGAUUUUCAAGAAAGAGCUAUUCGAUCAGUAUCUGCUGUUGUCAUACAUAACAGCAAACCGUCGUCUCUAUCUUACUCUAUGCUCAAAUGUCGAGACAAUUGCAAUGGAUGCUGCACAUACGAUUUCUGUAACAGUAAAACUUCGCAGGUACCAAAAGUUUCUCCAGAAGCACACACAGCUAGCAAGCAAGGCAUUACGAUGAUGAAGAAGCUUAUUUAUCCGGGUAUGCCGAAGGUGUUUCAAGAUUUGUGGGUGCUGACUGAGCUUGCUAUAACCAUCACACAGCUCGUACUGGCUGUAAUAUCACUGGCUUUGAAUCAGAAUGUGUUCAACAUUGUGUAUGUUUCAAUCACUGCUUUUGGACUUCUCUUGGCUUUAAUGGACUCCUUCCUCCACUUUAUCACCCUCGGCUCAUGUGCCUCUAUCAUCAAACACUUCAGAAAUAAACGCAGGAACAAACUAAAUGCAAUCAAAAAAGUGCCAGACAAUGAGCAGAAUGGUGGUGGUUGUUCAUUGUUCUCGACAGAAACAAGACAGCAAAUACUCGAAGUUUUGGACUUCAUUCGUAACUGGAUCACAGACAUUGUUCUCUACCCUCUGGUUAUCUUAGAUCUGUACGACCUCAUCACGUCUCAGCUGUAUCUUCUUGAAACCAGUGACCAUAGAGUCAAUUUUAGCCUGUUCAUAAUCUCUGCCGCAUUUCUACUGCUGUCUGUUUACCUCACUCGAAUUGUUAUGAUUGUCACAGCAGCUUUGAAUCUUCGUCGAGUGCCUUCAGAUUCAUCGGGCUCACAUAAGAAGAUUGUGAGCAUGUCAUUAUGGUUUCUGCUUCAUGCUUUUGCUCAAAUUGUCAUUCAUGCUUUGAUCUUUGUAUCAAUCGGAAUGAAUAUCUAUUUGGAAAAUACGGAAUUUCAAUUAGUUGAAACUAAUUCCACAAAUUCUACACCCAUGAUUGAUUUUUUUUCUAUUCCAACACAUUCAAGUUCUCUUAACUCAAGUUUCUUUCUGAUAUACUCGACGGUAACCGGGCUCCUUGUCACGCAGCUUGGCCUUGCUUCGUUCUUUAUUGUCAACUAUUAUCAGAUCAGAGAGCUAUCAAUUGCAUUCUGGGUAGACAUGAUUUCAAUGCUGCAGUCAGAAAAUUUUGCCGGCCUUGUUUUUGAUGGAGGAAUCAAGUCUGCCAAGAAAAAAACACAAGAGAUUGCACAGAACAAGAAGUACAAAAAGGUUAAGGAAAAUUUGGUGACUAUUGAAACCGUCCCAUUGUACGUUAAGCUGCUCUAUCCAUUCCGCGUACCCGUGUUCGUUGUGCUUGGCAUCCUGUACGGAAUUCUCUUGGGAACAUUUCUUACCUUUCUCAGCGUGACUUGUAGCCCAAUGCCUGAUUCGUCUGAAUUUGUCUGUGUGUCGUUUUUUACCAACCCUUCUGUCUACUCCAUCCCUUACUUCUUCACAUUCGCCAUUAUCAUUUUGGCUAACAUACAAGUCAUCUUCAUGGUGUUUGUCUGGGCGCUAGUCGUGUCUGUAGUCAUCUUCUCCAUUGUAAUCUCUCCGGUUUUACUCGUGAUUUUUAUCAUACUGUACAUUCCACUGGGGAGCAUAGCUGUUUGUUUGCUGCUGCUGGAGGAUCUUUGCCGGGAAAUGAAUAUUUUGUCCAAGCCAGGUCCUGGAGUGAAUGGUAAUCAUUCUCGAAAAGAAAACAUGCGAAGAGCUGUGAACAAGACACUGUUUGCAAAAUACAGGGAGCCUGAGUUCGAAAAGAAAGAAACAAAAAAGAAAGCACGCAAAGCAAUGAAAAGUAUCAUCAAAAUUAAACCAGUUCCGAUAAUAAAAGAAAAGAAGCCAAGUUGCUUUGAGCGUUUUAAACGAAAGAAAAAGGUCGAAGAUGGUGAGUCAGAAGAGCUUUUGCAACCACCAGAGGAGCUUCCAUCAACAGAACUUAGCCCAGAAAUGGAGAAAGCUACCAGUGAAGGUUAUGACAUGAUGAAGAAUGUGUUCUUUCCUUUGAUACCGGCACUGGUUCAAGAUCUAUACCUUCCUGAACCAGAUGAUGAAAAUGCUGGAAGAGAGCAAGCUGACUUUAGUUUUGUCGUGAUUGGGAGCUUUUACCUUAUCCUUGCUGUGUACAUCAUGAGAGUCGUCAUGGUAUUUGGAACUUUACUAUCACUUAUUCGAUUGCCUAGCAACAAAGAAGCAUCUGGAACCGACAAAGAGACUGGCCUACUGAUAAAAUUCUGCAUCCACAUUAUAGGUCAGAUUGCCGUACACUUUAUAAUCAUCGUCGUUCUAUGGGCGAAAAUUCGAAAUGAGAAUCAACCCUUGCUUAACAUGAACCGUAACUCUACAAUGAACGGAACAGCAAUGAUGACGAUGAACAAUGCAAACAAUACAAUGGGUGAUGACGAUGAGCCGGAUCCAGAAAUUAGAGCCAGUGCAUUCCUGAUAGCAGCAUGUGUGAUGGGUGGCAUAGUACCUCUCGUGGGCGUAACCGCUUUCUUUGUCGUGAAUUAUUUUUGGAUGCGAGAGUUCUCAAUUGGAUUCUGGUUAAAUAUGAUAUCCAUGUUGCAAGGAGCAGGCUUUGCUGAGACUGUGUUUGGAGGUGAAGGUCUUUCCGGUGCUGAAGAACAAGCUAACCAAUUUCUCGAUGAUUCAGGGUUUGAUACUGUCAAGGCACAAAUUACUCGCCUCAAGGAACAGACUUUCUGGACCAAGUUUUUUUACCCUACAAAAGUUCCAUUUGUUGCUCUUUGUGGUGUUGUAUAUGAUCUUUCCUUAGUUGCAUUUGUGGCUACUCUCAUGUUGACAAAUGAUGAAGCUGGAGUUAGGCUAGUGGUGUUUCAAAAUGACCCUUUUAUGACGAGUGCUUUUGUGAUUGCUACCAGUGUCAUUGUCAUCGCCAACAUUCAUGUCUUGAUCCUGCUCAAUUUCCUAUUGCUGGUGAUGGUUUUCGUAGGAAUAAUUGCUAUAUUUUAUUCAUUUGCCUUAAUUCCGAUAAUUUUACUAGUUUACAUGCCAAUGGUUGGGUUCGUCGGUUACUAUUUUAUCUUCAAAAAAUCAGUUGGCAACUGUAGAAAGAAAUCAAACAUCGAAACAGAAGAUAUUGGAACUACUAUCUCAACGAAGAAUCUUGAUCAAGACUUGGAAUUGUCUGAAUUCAAUGGAGACAAGAGUAUUAAGUACAUUGAAACAAAGGAAGGAAACAAAACUGCUAUGGCUAAUAUUGACUAUAGUGGAAAAGCUUCACCACUGAUGAUUGCCAAUACAUCACUCACUGAAAGUUAUGCUUGAUUUAUGUUAUCAUAAUUAUUAUACAUUAAUUUUUGUGUAAAUUAAUAUGUAGUAUAUAGCAUACAUGUUUUGCAAUAAGGAGACGGGAGUGCAGCUGUCUAUGAGCUAGGCAAGGAAGAGAACAACAUAAUGUUAAACUGAGACGGUAUGAAAUAUGACAGUCAAUUAU